UGUGAAUAGGAUGGGAAUUCAUUGAGUUUUCGAAAAGUAAUGCAGGAGAACAUUUUCACAUAAAAAUGAGUAUUAUGAAAGAUUUCCAACCGGGUUUAAAACUUUAUUACGAAAUUUUAUUUGCUAUAAAGUGGAAUUAAAAGCACAAACAUGUAAUACUGGUGAUGAUGAUGACGAAAUUGGAUAAAAUACAUUAAACUGUCUUGAUUCAAGGAUACCUUAUCUCACUAUUUGGGAUCAUUUUCAAAUAUCAAAAAAGAAAGAUUUUCCCGUCGACUGACUGAUUGGACCGAAGUGCUCGGCCUCAGGUUGACAUGUCGGCUCCUUGUGCAGAUGCUUCGACGUUGCCUGGGCAGAUAUCAUUAUGAGUAGAAGUCAGAAUUGAAGAAGAAGAAUAACGAGAGACACUUACUCUUUGCAUCCGAAUGCUAACAGCUCAAAUAGUUGAACGCUAAUAAGCCUCAUCAAGUUUCUAUUUUCCUUCAUAUUCGUUCGUAUUUCAAUACUUCAAAUAAUGGUCGUUGCACAAACUGACAUUCAGGAUAACAAUAAUAAUAAUAUUGAUAAUAACACUAAUAAAACUGAUGAGAAACUUGAGAAUGUAGAUGGCAUCCAGUUGAAAAUCAACUCUGAGAAUGAUAACUCCUCUGGUAAUCCACAAGUGAAUACACCUAACCAACAUCAAUCCAUCAAUUCAUCAACACAUCAAAUUAAUGAUUCAGGUAAUAAUAUCAAUACUGAAAGCAAACCUCAGCAAAAUAAAAACUCCACCGAUGAUAAUGAAGAGAAAAUCUUAGCUGAAUUAUUUAACAGAAAACAGUUGUUGUUACAACGUCUAUCUGAAGAAAUGGAAAAAUAUGAACAAUUAUGUUGGGAAGAAAUGGCGAUUACUAGAAUUAUAUCAGACCAGCCAUUUCUCCCACUGAAUCAUUUAAAUGUACGUUGCAAUAGUGAAACAAGAAAUCCUUUUGCUACAACACCACGUGUAAAUUUAGAGCAGACAAACAGUUCAGCUAACAGUACAAAUAGAUCUAGAGGUAUAGCUGCACGCUUGAAAUUUCGUAAUUCACGAAGAUCAAAAAGUGCUCAUGAACGAAUACCUGAAUCUCCCUAUAGACUCUUUCAAAGAAACACAAGUGAAGUAUCCCCCACAAGAAGAUCACUUACUGACAAUCUGCUUGAUGAUAAUUCAGAAAAUUCAAAAAAAUCUUGGAAAUGGUGGAGGAUGAAUAAAGAUCGUGGCCUGUUGAAUAGUAGUGGUGUACGUAGACGACAAUCGAUUGGUAUGAUUGCUGAACAAUACUUACGUUAUUUUACAAAUGAUAAAAGUGAACAUUCACGUGGAGGUAGUCUACCGCCAAGAGAUAAUAACACGAAUAACAGUAGUGCCGGUAAAAAUGAAACAAAACAGUUUGUACCAUCAGUAAAGCUGGAUGUCAAUAAGAGACAAUCACUUCAUCUAGAGGAAUUCCUACAAUUUUUAAGUGCUCAUCAACAGAAUAAUAAUAAUAAUAAUAUGGAGUCAAGUCAUUUGGGGACGUAUCCACCACCGCAUAAUGCUUGUCAUCUUUAUCAACAUCCUCAUCCUCAUCACCACCACCACCAUCACUAUCACCAACAACCACAACAACGACAGCUCCGACCACAAAUUGACAGAAGUUUAUCUCAACCAGAAUCAUAUGUGCUAGCAUCAAAGUGUAUCUGUUCGAAUGAAUUACAACAAGUCAAUUGUAAUAAUAAUCAUCAAAGACAACACCAUUUCACUGGAUGUCGAGCAAAUGAACCUUUGUUUUAUAGUAGUCAAAAGAAUCCAAAUAUCACUGCCUACAAUGGACAUAAAAUAUAUGAUUUAUGUCAUCAUAGCCAUAGGAUACCUAACAAUAUUAAAAGACAAUCUACGCAUAUCAAUGGAGCAUUAAACAAUCAAAAUACACUUUAUGGAUCCUCAUCAUCUUCAUCAGCUUACCCAUCACAAGUGAAAUAUUCUUCCGAUUUUAAAUUAAUCCCAGGGAUGCACUUAUAUUCUCUUCAGAAAAACAAUCCAUCUCUGGGUACAACAGGACCAGUCUGUCCUGCAUCUUUUAUUGUUUGCACUGUUCCUCCGCUGGGUACGACAACUCCUUUCCCUGUUCCACUUAAUCACGUCCAAUCUAUUCAGCCUACCUCAUCAUCGGCACCUGCACCACCUUUACCUCCAAGAAUUCAUGGUCGAACAUCGAUACUUUUAAAUCAUAGUUCUAAAUCAAUGGAAGAAAGUGUUUUAUCUAGGACAAUUGAUGAGUCAAACAUGAAAAUCGAUAAAAAUCAAAUGAACACUACUCAGCACACCAUUAGCAUGAGUGAAAUGGAUAAAAAUGCCAGCAGUGUUGAUAAAUCCAUUAACCUUAUAAAUAAUAAUAUAUGUAUACCAAUGACACGGAAAACAGGGACAACUGUCAAUUUGGUGCCUUAUAGUUCACGAUGGCCCACUGGUUGUAGUGGGAGUGGUGGUGGUGGUGGUGAGAAACAUGCUUAUUUUAAUUGUAUGGCUAGCCGUCAACACAAUAUCAAGUCAAACUUUCCAAAUAAUUGUCAGUUUAAAGAAACAAUAUCCACACCACAGAAAAAUCCAGUUAAUAAUGGAUCGUAUAAAACAAAUUAUGAAGUGAAAGCUAUUCAUCAAAAUCCUCAACAACAACCACAACAGCAACACCUCCCUUCGAAAGUAACCAAUUAUCCUCAUCAGCCUCUGUCAAACACACAUGAAAUCCUGUUAAGCAAAAGUAAUCAAAAAACGUUAAACGGAAAUUGGACGGAUAUGUCUACACUGAAUAAAUCUAAUCUUUUAAAUCUGACUCAUUAUAAUAAUUCAACUAGAAAUUAUGAUCGAUAUUCUUCACAGAUAAGAAAAUCAAUAAAAACUACUGAACCAUUGAACACUACAUUGAAUACUAGAAUACAACCGAUACAAUCAGUAGGAAAUAAUUAUCCACAAUGGAUUGUUAGAAAUCAGUUAAACAAUGGUAAACAUAUCACUAACGAGCCUUUUCUUGUAUAUCAAUUAAAUCAACCAAAGAAAAAGAGCAGUAGAAGCAAUCCUCUAGGAGAAUUCGACGAAUCUAAAAAUUCUCCAUCCGUCUCAUCGCCGUCAUCGUCAACAGCAGCAGUAGUGGCAGCGGCGGCGGCGACAGUGAAUCAAAUGAAUUCCGCAUCUUCAACUUGUAAUAACGUAAAAAAUCAUUCUGUUGGCUGGGAGAUCAAUUUAGGCUGUGCGUACAAUAACAAUAAUACUAAUAUUAAUAGUAAUAAUGGUAAUAAUAAAUCAGUACCUGUGCAUUAUAUAACUCCGGUCAACUUUAAACAAUGUUGGCAACAGACGCGUGAACCAUCUCUGAUGGUCAAUCGAAAUCAAUCACAAUCCUCGUCAACGCCGAAAACAUCACAUGGUACUACUCCUCUUCAGUCUACACAAUAUCCUAAGACAAUUGUCGACGGUUAUUCUUCUGUACAAAAGAAGCUCUUUCCGCCAAACUUUCAAAAAGAGUUUGUAUUGCAUAACAGACAAAAUAAUAACAAUAACAGUACUAGUCAUAAGAAUACAUGUAGUAAUAGUAAUAACAAUCAAUCUGAGCAUUCUCAUUAUCCUAAUCACCAUUAAUCAAUCAAAUACUCGAUUAAACAGAAGUCUUAUUGAUCCUAUAAUAUGUCUUUCUUACGUUUUCCUAACUUUGUACAUGUAUAUACAUUGAUUGUACUUAAAGGCUUGAAAAAGAGCAAACUAACACGAGCUUUAUUCAGACUAAUAGUGAUUUGACAACUAGCAAGUUCCCAUAUCUCUACAGCAGUAAUGACCACAUACACACACACACACACACAUGAAACUGACUGUGACACACACUCAACUCAUCUGGACAAACUAACUGCUCAUAGAUAGACCGAGCAACCUGCGACUGACAAUCAGUCAGUUGAAGAAGCAGACGAAGAGUUCAAUGAAAGGAACGCCUGUGUUUGUCAGACCGCCCACAACGAGGUUGAUGGUCGGUAAAAAUACACAUCGAUCAGUAGAGCUGACAGAGCAGUCAUAUACACACUAGUCAGAGUCUAAGAUGACCAGAAUGGUGCCAAUGAGUGUGUAGCAUGUCCAAGCGGUGCUAGCGAGCGCGCACAAACGCGCAUUUUGUUACAUACGAGAUAAUGAGUGGUUGAAGCAUGGAUUAUGUGAACUACUGGUUGUAGUCCGUGUGAUGAAAAGGUCGAUUUGUUUAAAUUACACAUACUUGCUUAUUGAGUAUAUUGCCUUUGAAAUGAUUAUUUAUGUAUUAUAUGUAAAUUGUAAAGUAUUUUGUACGUAUCAAACUUUGUCCAAAUUAAUUUAUCCUCCUCCUCUUUCUGCCUCUCUCUUACUUUUAUCAUGAUUAUUUCUUCAGAAAUGCAAGAUUAUCAUAAAUAAAUCAAAACUCAUAAAAAAUUUUUAAUAUUCCAUUUU
Messenger RNA from Trichobilharzia regenti, 4465 nucleotides. Lineage: Eukaryota; Metazoa; Platyhelminthes; Trematoda; Strigeidida; Schistosomatidae. The record is from the annotation of a GenBank genome assembly.